Saprolegnia parasitica CBS 223.65 is the source of this 1098-nucleotide messenger RNA. RefSeq lists its product as hypothetical. The transcript is spliced from 10 exons. NCBI's taxonomy places the organism in Eukaryota, Oomycota, Saprolegniomycetes, Saprolegniales, Saprolegniaceae. The coding region runs from base 1 to 1098 and encodes 365 amino acids. The record is from RefSeq and is a predicted model, not a curated record.
AUGUCAUCGUCGUCGGACCCGGCGUCCAUCAUCGUGGCUGUCGCCGUGCCUCUAGUCGUGCUCCUCUUCAUCGGCAUCCUCUUGAGCAAGUCUAUCUACGUCGUCCAGCAGGCCGAAGGCACGUCCAUUCUCCGCCACCUGCGCAUUGUCAUUGAGCGCUUUGGCCGCGUCCAGGGCGUCCUCGACUCGGGCAUCCACUUUGUCAUCCCGUUCAUCGACUCGCCCCGGAGCUUUUCGUGGAAGCGCGUCGUCAAGUCCAACGGCCGCAUGGAGUCGCACGACACGCAAAACUACCGCAUCGAUUUGCGCGAAAGCAUCUUUAGCUUCCCGAGCCAAGAGGUCUACACGCGGGACACGAUCCUCCUCGACAUCAAUUCGAUCAUGUUUUUCCGCAUCGUCGACAUCAAAAAGGCCGUCUAUGAAGUCGACGAUCUCAACACAGCGAUCGCCAACGUCGCGCAGACGCAGCUCAAGGAGGUCUUCGGCAACAUGACCUUCACCGAGGCGCUUGCGUCCCAGAGCGUCAUCAACGCCCACAUCCAGCGCAGCUUUGGCGAGCGCUUUGCGCAGUGGGGCCUUGUGGUCGAGCGCAUGGAGGUGCUCGAUAUGCUCCCCAAGGCCGGCACGACCAUCUCGAACGCGAUGAAGCGCCAGAUGAUUGCCGAGCGCACGCGCCGCGCCGAGUUUAUCAUUGCCGAGGUCGGGCAAAAAGCGGCGAUGCGUCUCAUUUCCGAGGGCACAAAGCUUCAAAAGUACAACAUGGGUGUCGCCGAGCAAGAAGCCACGCGCAAGACGUCGGAGGGGCAGGCAGGCGCCAAGGUCGAGCUCGCACGGGCCGAGUCCAAGUCGCUCGAGCUCAUCGCAUCGGCGUUUUCGGCGGACGGCGCGUCGCAGACCGAGUACGUCAUUUCGCAGCGCUACAUGGAGAUGCUCCAGCGCAUGUCCGUGUCGCUCGACAAGAAGACUCUGUACUUCCCGUACGAGACCAAGGGCAUGUCGGGGCUCAUUGGCGACCUCCGCGGCGUCUACGGCUACUCGAAGACAGAGAAAAAGCAGCCGGCCAAGCGCGCGGUCCGCAUCUUUGACGCGCUCAACUAG